GAAGUAAUGGCAGCAGCUCCGGGAGACUCUGGGCUCUCCAAACUGCAGUUCGCCCCCUUUAGCAGUGCCUUGGAUGUUGGCUUCUGGCAUGAGCUGACCCAGAGGAAGCUGAAUGAAUAUCGGCUGGAUGAGGCCCCCAAGGACAUUAAGGGCUAUUAUUACAAUGGUGAUUCUCAUGGGCUUCCAGCUCGCUUAACAUUGGAGUUCAGUGCUUUUGACAUGAGUGCUCCCACGCCCGCCCACUGCUGCCCGGCUGUUGGAACGCUCUUUAACACCAACACACUCGAGGCUUUCAAGGCCGCAGAUAAGAAGCUCCUUUUGGAACAAGCAGCAGACGAGAUCUGGGAAGCCAUAAAAUCGGGCGCUGCCCUCAAAAACCCCGUCCUCCUCAACAAGUUCCUCCUCCUGACAUUUGCAGAUCUAAAGAAGUACCACUUCUACUAUUGGUUUUGCUUCCCUGCUCUCUGCCUCCCAGAGAGUAUACCCCUCAUUCAGGGGCCAGUGGGCUUGGAUCAAAGAUUUUCACCAAAACAGAUUCAAGCCCUUGAGCGUGCAUAUGAUGAUCUUUGUCAAACAGAAGGAGUCCCAGCACUACCUUACUUCUUAAUCAAGUAUGAUGAGAACAUGGUGCUGGUUUCCCUGCUGAAACACUACAGCGAUUUCUUCCAAGACCAGAGGACAAAGAUAAUGAUUGGUGUAUAUGAUCCCUGUAACUUAGCCCAGCACCCUGGAUGGCCUUUGAGGAAUCUUUUGGUCCUAGCAGCCCACCGAUGGAGCAGCAGUUUCCAGUCCGUUGAAGUCCUGUGCUUCCGGGACCGGACCAUGCAGGGCGUGAGAGACAUCGCCCACAGCAUCGUCUUCGAAGUGAAGCUUCCCGAAAUGGCAUUUAGCCCAGAUUGUCCCAAAGCAGUUGGAUGGGAAAAAAACCAGAAAGGUGGCAUGGGACCGAGGAUGGUGAACCUCAGUGAGUGUAUGGACCCUAAGAGGUUAGCUGAGUCAUCAGUGGAUUUAAAUCUCAAGUUGAUGUGUUGGAGAUUGGUGCCUACUCUGGACUUAGACAAGGUCGUGUGUGUCAAGUGUCUGCUGCUUGGAGCCGGCACCUUGGGUUGCAAUGUGGCCAGGACACUGACGGGUUGGGGUGUCAGACACAUCACGUUUGUGGACAAUGCCAAUAUCUCCUACUCCAAUCCCGUGAGGCAGCCUCUCUAUGAAUUUGAAGAUUGCCUAGCAGGUGGUAAGCCCAAGGCCCUGGCUGCAGCAGAUCGACUCCAGAAAAUAUUCCCUGGAGUGAAUGCCAGAGGGUUCAACAUGAGCAUCCCCAUGCCUGGGCACCCAGUGAACUUCUCCAGUGUCACCCUGGAGCAGGCCCGCAAGGACGUGGAGCAGCUGGAGCAGCUCAUUGAGAGCCAUGACGUUGUGUUCCUGUUGAUGGACACCAGGGAGAGCCGGUGGCUCCCUGCCGUCAUUGCUGCGAGCAAAAGAAAGCUGGUCAUCAAUGCUGCCUUGGGAUUUGACACAUUUGUUGUCAUGAGGCACGGCUUGAAGAAACCGAAGCAGCAAGGAGCUGGGGACUUGUGUCCUGGCCACCAUGUGGCACCUGCCGACCUCCUGGGCUCCUCGCUCUUCGCCAACAUCCCCGGCUACAAACUUGGCUGCUAUUUCUGCAAUGAUGUGGUGGCCCCAGGAGAUUCAACCAGAGACCGAACCUUGGACCAGCAAUGCACCGUGAGCCGCCCAGGACUGGCCAUGAUUGCAGGAGCCCUGGCAGUGGAAUUGAUGGUUUCUGUUUUGCAGCAUCCAGAAGGGGGCUAUGCCAUUGCCAGCAGCAGUGAUGACCGCAUGAAUGAGCCGCCAACCUCCCUCGGCCUUGUGCCUCACCAGAUCCGGGGAUUUCUGUCACGGUUUGAUAAUGUCCUUCCUGUCAGCCUGGCAUUUGACAAAUGUACAGCUUGUUCUUCCAAAGUUCUUGAUCAAUAUGAACGAGAAGGAUUUAAUUUCCUAGCGAAGGUGUUUAAUUCUUCACAUUCCUUCUUAGAAGACUUGACCGGUCUCACAUUGCUGCAUCAAGAGACCCAAGCUGCUGAGUAUUUGCAGACUCUGCGGCUUUGCUCUCUGGCACCCACAGCUCUGUGGGGGCGGGCCAACGAUGGAGCUGCUGGAGCAGGGUACAGCUGCCCAGUCUUGUUUGGAUUUUGCAUUAUGGCUAUCUCCUCUCUUCCCACGUCUGCUCAAACAGUUGCACAAACAAUCAAGCCAGGCCCAUUGGCAGCCAAGUCCUGACUUGUCCACAGAAGGCUUGGCUGAAGAGGAUGAGCGUCUCUCAACGAGUCCAAAUCUGCCGGCUCAGAAUCCCCUUCCUAGCCUAGGGUUUGGAGCAUGAAGCGGUGGGGAAGGCAACGUUCUCCGGGAAGGAAAGGAAAAGUCACUGAGCAACAACCGUCUGAUGAAUCAAAAACCACAAACAUGAGCCCUGUUCAAGGGAGCAGGGUUUUUUCCUCUGACAAAGUUUAUUUCUUUAAUUUUUUUUUUUAACCAAAGAAAGACAAGGGAGACCAACCAGUGGCCCAGUGGCCAUUGCUGUAUGCAUGCCUGGUCCCUCAGUCAGUCUUUGAAAAUCCAGCUAAUGUGUUCCUAGCAAAAUGCCUACCCCCAGCCGUCUCCACUCAGGGCAGUAUGCCUUUGCCAGAUGAGAUCCUUCUGAAGCAAAGGGACUGCUUGUUGAGGCUUUGCACGCUUUGGUUGUGCCCUGGAAUCCUGC
This is a messenger RNA of Suricata suricatta (meerkat), 2758 nucleotides long. RefSeq names its product autophagy related 7 (gene ATG7). The coding region runs from base 7 to 2280 and encodes 757 amino acids. Gene Ontology annotation, biological process: autophagosome assembly; autophagy of mitochondrion; C-terminal protein lipidation. The transcript has 19 exons. Lineage: Eukaryota; Metazoa; Chordata; Mammalia; Carnivora; Herpestidae. Gene Ontology annotation, molecular function: Atg8 activating enzyme activity; Atg12 activating enzyme activity. Gene Ontology annotation, cellular component: phagophore assembly site; cytoplasm. The record is from RefSeq and is a predicted model, not a curated record.